AUGACGAAACCGAGAAUACGCAAGCCUCGCACAUCGCGACGUGCCGCAGGGCUGCGAGAUAGCGACUACGAUCAUGAGAUUACGCUAGUCUCGGACGACGAUACAGCACCCAACGACCCAAAGAAUACUACGAAUAGUAGUGGCACCAAGCAUAGUAACGAGACUACUCCGAGAGGGGAAAGUUUCGAAUCAGGUGUUGGGCCUUCGGAGCGUGUGCCCACGACGGAGCCGCUUGUUGGGAAGCAGCAUAGCGGUUCUCAGACUUCAUCCUCUUCCUCAUCUCGCAGACGGUCAGGGCAAUCAAAUACUAGUCGAGUAUCAAAGUUGCCAAUAACAGAAUCAAACAGUAGCGCCAACGUCGCGAAAGAGCCGGCCAUACAUGUACAGCAGCCAACGCCUUUCGAAAGACCUGGCCCAGAUGCCCCACAACCCGAGAGAUCGAGCAUCACCAGGGCAGUAGAUACUGAAGCGAUUGACACACUCUACGAAAACGAGCGCGGCGCACUCUGUUGUGGCAUACCCCUCUUUGCAUCAAAAGCGUUAGGGAACCUCGAUCCGCCACCAUGGACCAACGUAGCACAUAAACCGAGCCCAACCAACAUCCAUACCGCCCAAGUUCCCGACCCAUCAUGGACCUGGGCCUGGCCUGAGUGGCGGGUCAAUCACGAAGAGGGAACGGACAAGGACGGCUGGGAGUAUUCAUUUGCAUUCUACAGAAAGUUUUCCUGGCACGGACCUAAGUGGUGGAACUCUUUCGUCCGGAGGAGAGCAUGGAUACGCCGGCGGGUCAAGAAGGAAGUGAUGCGGGACGCUAAUGGCGGCGAGCUGUUGCAGCCCGACUAUUUCACCGUCAGGUCGACCCACGAGGCCGCUGUAGCCGCCGCGGCCAAGGAUGUCGAAAGCCGGCCGAGCAGCAAGCGGGAGAGCAUCAUCAGUCAUGCCAGCGUCGCUUCACGAACUGCUGCGCUUGCAACUGAGAUAGCCACCGUCGGUGGGGUAUCCAACCUAGAGAUUAGAGACGUGGACACGCUGCUGGCUGUACUGCGCGUUUGUCGGAUCGACAGGGAGAAAAUUGAGGCUGUGGAGAAGUUCUUGUCAAACGGUGGCGACGACGACCUGGAUCGCCUGGACGAAAAGAUGCACGAUAUAAUGGCAUUUUUUGUCUUCCAGGCUUCGCGUCGCGCACUCGUCGCGCGUUUGGCUGAGCUGCGUGAUCGUGCUGCAGAAGAGAGUGCCAAAAACAAGACUGGCAAGGACAAGGAGGCCGGCAAUGACGAAGGAGACAAAGUGGCCAGCCUCGAUGCCGCACUUAAACACGCCGAUGAAGAGGUGAGAAAGCUUGAGUACUGGAGCGACAUCAAGGGCCUGGCUGAGAAGGGGCAGUCACGAGAUGCUAUGGAUGGCCAGUGCGGUUGGGACCAUAGCAGUUGGGAGGGCGUUGACAAUAGCGGACCAGCUGCGCCAGGAGAACGUCCGCAAAAGUAGAAGGCUUUCGUGGAGCGACAAAUUCUCAUUACCUAAAAAUUUAUAGAUACCAUG
Messenger RNA from Pyricularia grisea, 1539 nucleotides. RefSeq lists its product as uncharacterized. Lineage: Eukaryota; Fungi; Ascomycota; Sordariomycetes; Magnaporthales; Pyriculariaceae. The transcript has 2 exons. The record is from RefSeq and is a predicted model, not a curated record. Bases 1 to 1485 code for a protein of 494 amino acids.